Messenger RNA from Nothoprocta perdicaria, 3016 nucleotides. RefSeq names its product cellular repressor of E1A stimulated genes 2 (gene CREG2). The transcript has 4 exons. The record is from RefSeq and is a predicted model, not a curated record. Lineage: Eukaryota; Metazoa; Chordata; Aves; Tinamiformes; Tinamidae. Bases 1 to 864 code for a protein of 287 amino acids.
AUGUCGGCGGCGGCGGCGGCGUGCUGGCUGGCGGCCGUGCUGUGGGGCGGCGCGGCGCUGCCGCCGGCGCGCGGCUACGUGGUGCUCAGCUCCGUGUCCUGGCCGCUGCCCGAGGGCGACGGGCCGGCGGGCGACGAGCUGCACAGCGCCUCCACCGAGGAGGCGCUGCCCGCGCUGCUGGAGGAGGCGGGCAGCCUCUGGAAGCAGAGCUACCCGGCCUCGGCGUACCGCGAGCACGCGGAGCUGGGCGCGGGGCCGGCGGCGCGGCGGGCGGCGCGGGCCGCCUCGCCCUCGCGCAUGUUCUCCUACCGGCGGGAGAGCGCCGCGCCGCCGCCGCCUCCCGGGCCCGAGCGCGCCGCCGCCGCCCGCGCCCGCCGCCUCGCCCGCCACAGCACCUGGGGCUUCGUGGCCACGCAGGCGGCGCAAGGCAAGGUCCAAGGAAUGCCCUAUGGGAACUGUCUACUUGUCAGCGAUGGUCCCAUCCAUAACAGCACUGGAAUCCCUUUCUUUUAUGUGACACCAAAGGAUAAGACUGUGGCAGACCUGCUGAAGAAUCCCGUGGCUUCUCUGACCCUGCCAGAGGUGGACGGCAAUUUCUGCAGAAAAAAUGUAGUUGAUCCCGAGGAUCCGAGGUGCACCAGGCUGACUCUCACAGGACAGAUGGUCACCGUGGCUCCGGAGGAAGUGGAGUUUGCCAAGCAAGCAAUGUUUUCUCGGCACCCAGUGAUAAGAAAGUGGCCUCGUAACUAUGAGUGGUUCUUCUUGAAAAUGAACAUUGAGCACAUUUGGCUUCAAAACUGGUAUGGAGAAGUUUCUACCAUUACAGUGGAAGAGUAUUUAAAAGCAAUUCCAAGUAAAGCAUGAUUGAAUAGGCUUUGAAACACAGGUCUUCGGAGUUUCCAAACACUUUCAUGCUGGAUGUUUGCUUUACAGUGAUUUUUUUUGGAAAGUAUUCAAACUAUCUCUGUCUUACAUGGGACAGUGUGAAAAUAAACCAGUGUAGACUUCGAAAUUACGAAGAAGAGGUGAAUAGUAACCCUAACCUGCAAAUACAAAUAUGUCAUGUUCAAGCAUCUUGAACAUCACUUAAAAAUGUUUUGUGUCUGUUUGUUUUGACUUUUAUUGCUGCACACCCACAUGGAAAUUGUAGCAUGUGCUAAAUAUAAUGUUCUGAUUUACAGAAAAGUGAAUUGCCUAUUCAAAACAUUCUGUAUAUUGUGGAAAUAUUAUUGAUGCUUGCUCUCUUGUGUUUUGUAGGCAUUCUAAGCUAAUUCCAAUAGCUACCAGUUCAGAUAUCUAAGUUAAAAUAUUUUAAUAAAGGUGUCCUUAUUUCCUACAUGUACUUUUCCCUAACCAUCUAAUUGGAUAUUUAAUUAGAGAAUUGAAUAGAGAGGCUGGUGGUACAAUAACCACUUCCCAUCACAGCCUUAGUAGAAAAAUCUGCAAGCCRCCCGACCGGCACGACUCUGGUACAGCCUGUCUCCUGCUGACGCAAAGCUGGUUAAACUGGUAAGGUCCAAACAACAAAGCAGCCCCACAAGGAUUAUCCCAAUACAAGCACAAACAUUACUGGAAUAAACAAAUAAAUAAAUGCGCUCAACUAGCCUACUGUAGAUUAUGAGACAGGAAAGGUAGUUUUCACAGUCUACAGUCCCAAGUUUUUUACUUCCUAUCUUCAGCUACUGUUUUGUUUUUAACUAAUAUAUUUUAUUUUUAACUCAACUUUAACUUUGUGCAAUUGACUUUUGYAAAGCAUCACUAACUCAUUUUAAAGGGUGCAGCUAGUCUCUUAAAUCUGUUUUCUCACUAAGUUUAAAGAGAUCCUCCUGAUUUUUUUUUAUAAAGAAGCCUAGAUAGUUCAGUCCAUCUAAAACUCGCUUUCUUAGUGCAGACAGUGCAAAUUUCAUUGCUACCCAUUAUGUACUAGCACUUUUCACUAUAAUAUUAAGAUACUUCAGAGGUCUUUUAUUAGUCUUUGACUCUUUCUCUAAGCAUUAAAAUUAUUCUGUAGCUUCUCAGGGUAUCCCAGUUAAAAAAGAGCCCACGGCUUAACUGGAUAAUUCAUUGUCCAGUCUGCAAAUUAKACAAUUGUCCUCCCUCUAGAAUUCAAAACAGGGCAAAUCUAGAUGGGUUUUGAGUGCCCAGCAGAAAUGCACAAGUCUUCCCGCAUCACUGGGAGGAGAGGGGAGCUCUUGCGAGCACCCUCUGCCRGGACAACAGGCUGCUUUAGCUAUCAGGGGUCACUUAGACCUCGGGCUCCUGGCAUUGCUACUGGUAAUACUCCAGGACUCUCUAAGAACUGCAAUAUAACUGGUGGUGGAGAAGUGUUGGCUUGGACACUUGCUAAGCAUGUUUUGUCUUGUCUGACUUCCAGUGAGCCUGCUAACAGCGCUGAUCUUCUGUAGAGGUAACCACAAAAAMCAGGAAGUGUCGGGCCUGAAUGUGGUUCCUUUUUUUCUUGUCAGCAUUUUCCCAUAUGAGUAUGGCCCCAAAAUUGUAGUACAACAAAACAACCUACAACAAAGUACAACAACAAGUGACAGAGCCUAUGUMACUUUAUAGAAUACUAGUAAGUGAAAUCCUCUUGGAUUCUUAUUAUUUUACAAUGGAGAUGUUUGUCCACUGUGGAUUUGAUUCUGUCUCCAUUAAUAUUAAUGGGACUUUUGCAGUAGGUAGAAUACUAGACCCAAUAAAAGAAUCUCCACAGGUCUGAAGUACAAAUUUAUGUGCAAUUUCAAUCACAUGUUGUCCUAGUUCACUAUUAUUUGCAGAAAAACCUGAAAUGUUCAUAUUCUUCUUCUCUCACACACAUAAACCUGCUUAAUGUUUAAACAAGCUGAAGAAGGGAAUAAAAUUUUUAGAAAUGUUCUUUUUGCUAAACUGUCAUUUUAACUCACAUAUCUGGAUAGCCUGGAAACAAUGAUAGGGCCCUACCAGGUAGUAUCCAUUACUUAUUAACAGUCUGGCCUUAAAGUAGUAAGGGUCAGUAUUAACAAUAGUUAGUAGAGCUUUAACC